This is a messenger RNA of Bombyx mandarina (wild silkworm), 426 nucleotides long. RefSeq names its product neutral amino acid transporter 9. Gene Ontology annotation, biological process: amino acid transmembrane transport. The record is from RefSeq and is a predicted model, not a curated record. Gene Ontology annotation, cellular component: lysosomal membrane. NCBI's taxonomy places the organism in Eukaryota, Metazoa, Arthropoda, Insecta, Lepidoptera, Bombycidae. Gene Ontology annotation, molecular function: L-amino acid transmembrane transporter activity.
GAGAACAAUGCUGAUUGAAUCGACAGGUCGUGACGGUGUACCCGCUGGUGGCGUACAUGCUGCGUACGGAGGCGGCCAUCUUGUUGUCGUUGCGCGACACGCCCGCCCUUAUGUUGCUCGUCAACGCGUGCAUAGUUGUCAUGUGCAUAUUGUUCGCGUGCUUCUGCCCUAACAUAGGGACAAUUAUAAGGUACACGGGCGCGCUGAGCGGGCUGGUGCACGUGUUCGCGCUGCCGGCCGCGCUGCACGUGCGCUCACUGCACCUGCGCGGCGAGCUCGCGCACUGGAUGACGGCACUCUACUGUCUCCUCGUGCUCGCCGGGGCCGCCAACCUGCUAAUGCAAUUCUUCAUUACCGAGUGACUGUUUUAUUAAGUUCCAAUAAAACAUAUCGACGCUUGAAAGGCAAACGUGACUGAGCGACAAU